AUGCAGAGUUUGGCUAAAACGCUACAAGGAAGCAGCCACGCAAAACGGUCUUGAGUGACAACCAAUCUGCCCAAUUAGCUGUUAGAUUUACGCUUUGUUGAUCCUCCCGCUUAUUUCGCAACGCCCACUUUCAGACACGCUCAAUGUAUGCAGUUACCCAUGACUCCUAGCAGGCAAACUUGGUGCAUAGGCCACAGCACCACCCGAGUGUUACUGCCAAGCAAACCGUGACUACAUGGUAUUAGGUGAGACGAUCCUAUCAGAUCUUGUCCACCACACCAACAGCGGGAGAGCCUUACCUGGGACAACACAUCAGAAUCCUAGAAACUCCCCCUUCACUUUGGGCCAAGAGUGGUGCUCCUUUUGACCGAAUCAUCCAACGAUUCCUUUCGAGUGCUACAGGAGGAUACUCCAGAGACAAUGGCUGAUAUUGAGAGGGACAAUCAACACACAGAUAUACUGCAGGUGCAAAUCAAACAGGAGGACGGAGAAGAGCCUCACGAUACAGAGGACCGUCUCAAGAGUUCUAAUACCGGAGAACAGAAGCCUUGUCACAUCUGCCCUGAUUGUGGUAAAAGUUAUACCCGUUCGGAUAAUCUUAAAACACACCAGAAAAUUCAUAUGACAGAGAGGCCGUACCUCUGCUCUGAGUGUGGUAAAGGUUUUACCCGCACAGAUCAUCUGAAAUCACACCUGAAAACACAUGAAAGAAAGAAGAAGAAACUUAAACACCCCUGUACUGAUUGUGUGAAAGGCUUUGUCCAUUUGGAGCAGCUUGAAAAACAUCUGGAAAAAAAUCACCUUACACACAAGGAAAAGAAACCUCACGGCUGUCCAAGGUGCGAUGAGAGCUUUUCUGACCUGGAAGAACUAACAACACACUUGCCAGUACAUACUGAAGAGCUGGCCCUCUACUGCUCUGACUGCGGUAAGCGGUUCUUACACAAAGGAAAAUUUGAAAGACACCAGAGAGUACAUAGUGGACAAAUGCCAUACAUAUGCACCCACUGUGGGGAGGGUUUUACACAGGCACAUAGUUUGAAACAUCACCAGCGAAUACACACUGGAGAAAAACCCUACCUCUGCAACGAGUGUGGGGAGAGUUUCAGACACGAUGCAACGUACAGGAGACACAAGCGCAAACACGAGCUACCACUCUCUGAAAAGAAAGCCUAUCCUUGCUCAGUAUGUGGGAAGACUUUUACCCGCUCCGAUGGAGUGAUGAGGCAUCUGAGGAGGUUCCAUUACGGAGAGAGAGCUCUCCAGUGCUCCUGCUGCGACAAACGUUUCUUUCAACAGGACACACUAACCACACACAUGAGAAUUCACACUGGAGAGAAACCGUACAGUUGCUCUGACUGUGGGAGAAGCUUCUCACAAGAUGGCGACCGAAAGAAACACCAGAAGAGGCACCACACUGGAGAGGGCACUUCACCUCUGUCCCUCCAUGUGGACGGCACAGGGACGCACACACACACACUAUAACAGAGACAUGCACACUAACAGACAGUAACAGGCAGACUCAAGACACAAAAACAGGCCAGUGGGUAAACCAGGUUGCAAUGAAGUUAUUCUGACAGUUUUGGCUGUAUUUUUUGUGUUUGCGUAUGGUAACAUGUAUUUCUCUCUCUCGUUUAAGUUAAUUGGCAAGGCUAAUUUUAGCCCAACUUCUCACUGUUUG
Molecule: messenger RNA, 1681 nt
Organism: Oncorhynchus gorbuscha (pink salmon)
Lineage: Eukaryota; Metazoa; Chordata; Actinopteri; Salmoniformes; Salmonidae
Product: gastrula zinc finger protein XlCGF8.2DB-like
Exons: 2
Coding region: 421-1485 (354 amino acids)
Biological process (GO): negative regulation of transcription by RNA polymerase II
Molecular function (GO): DNA-binding transcription repressor activity, RNA polymerase II-specific
Source: RefSeq, a predicted model, not a curated record